This is a messenger RNA of Helobdella robusta, 957 nucleotides long. RefSeq lists its product as hypothetical. The transcript is spliced from 5 exons. The record is from RefSeq and is a predicted model, not a curated record. NCBI's taxonomy places the organism in Eukaryota, Metazoa, Annelida, Clitellata, Rhynchobdellida, Glossiphoniidae. Bases 1 to 957 code for a protein of 318 amino acids.
AUGAACGAAGCUAGUAUGAAGAAUGACGAUGAGGGAUCUAGCAGCAGCUGCUGCUGCAACAACAAUCCGGGUUCAACUGCAGAGGUAGCCAGAUUGAAACGCAUGAUAAGUCAGAUGGAGGUUGAGAUCAAAGCCAACAGAGGGACGAUAUCUAGACUGGCUGCAGAAGCUGAGAAGCAGCAUCUGUCUGCAGUGGAUGGGUUGUCGCAAGUUCAACACUUCAUUAAAGAGAAAGAAGCGUUCGAAGUCGAAAAGCGGCAAGCAACAGACGAAUUUGAAAGAUUGAAGAUCGCUUUAUCAGAAACCGAAGCCAAACUUGCUGAUAGUCAGGCGAGGAUCGCCAAUUUAGAAAGAGAAUUAAGAGUGCGUGGACUUCAGAACGAAGAUUUCGUAAAUGUAAAGAGGAAUCACACAAAAUUUAAGAACAAAUUAAUUAAUUUAUUAUUUGAAAGUUGUGAGAACGUCGGUGAAGAUGGUGCAGUUGAUGAGGAAGGCAUCAUCAAGGAGAUCAUCGGCUUGAAAGACAGACAUAAAUCCAAUUUAGAAGAGAAGGAGACAUUAGUGACCAAAUACCAUCAGAAGACCUCGGAAGAAGUUGAGAGGUUGGAAGACGUAAUUAAGGAUCUUGAAAGAGAUUUCAUUGACUGUAGAAAUUCCGUUAUUAGGCUGGAACAAGAUAAACAAAAAUUCUUAGGCUUCAUCACCCAAUUAAAAUCGAUCGUUGGAAUAGCCGAAGCGGAUGUCGAUCUGGGAUUGGACAGGACACUUGAGGUCAUCUUGCUGAGAACCAAUCAGCUUUCGAGAAACGAAACGACAUCUUUGGCCGAGAAAAAAUCACAAGUGUACACUCUGCAAAGGAAAUUGAAAAGUUUGAACGAAAAUAUGGAUAGUAAGGUAGUCUUCAUUCCAAGGGCGGAUCCAGGAAGUUUGACUGGGGGGGGGGGCGAAAAUUUUUAA